AUGAGCGCUGCGCAUACAUGUUUUCGCAGCGCCCUCUCACAGGCUUUCCGUCCGAACCCUCGUGGAAUCGCUGCCCCCUGUUCCGUCGCCGCCUUCCUCGUUCCCGCCCUCGGUAGACGCCCCAAGCGCACCUUCACAUCUGGGAAACGCCGCCCCGCAGACGCUCACUCACAAACUCAGCUUUCGACGCAAGAUGGAGAAGAUGUGAUUGUCCCAGUAUAUCCGCCCAAGCCCAAGGAACGCAUCCACUCAUGCAUACCCUACCCACCUCGAGAGGUCCGUGAUGAUGUCAACACAUGGCUUGCUGCCAUUGAGCCAUUCCUCCCGAACUACCUGCGGCAAGAAACCGAUGAGAAGCCGGAAAAGCCGAUAACGUCACUCGACCUUGCCCUUUUCAUCAACAAGGCCCAGGAUGCCUCUGUGGACAUUCUGAGCCACCUUGGUCUGGAGGCGGGGAAAUGGCCAACGGUCAUCUGGAUGGUUAGGAAGCUCACGGAGGACGGGAAACGCUCGGACGACCUCACUGAACAUCUCGAGCAGUAUGCAAAUGCUGUGUUACAAGGAGAAGAGCACCGGCCUCUGAAAGAGCUGACUGAAAGUCCCCUGCGCCUCCAACGAACCUUUCCGAAUCGCAAGCUGCAGCGUACCCUGGAUGCUGUAACAUCCGCUCCAGAGUCGAUCCGAUAUCCGCAUGUUCCUAUUAAGCGAGCCCUUGGACAGCUGUGGAGGAGCCUAGGGCACAUGAUAUUGUCAGCUGCGGAGCAAGACCGUGGCGGGCAGGAGACUGUCAUGCCGCGUGUCUUGGAGAUGAUUGCAUACCUGCACCAUCUGGGUUUCAUGCCUGACUCAGUCUACACAUAUCGAAAUCCCCUGGACAAGCAUGCACUUCAACAACCUCCGACCCUUCACAUGCUUUCGACCAAGAUCUUGACAGCCCUGUCUGACGCCACCUGGAAUGCUCACGAAGCUUCCGUCAAGACUGCCAAGAAUCGCGCAAAUGCCCACUACUUCCUCGGCCAUGAGAUACCUGGAUCCCGUUACAAGGUUCAGGUCACAGAGGUGGCUCCGGAGCUAUGGCUAGAGCUUUGUUUGUGGUCGUGUUUACACGGGGGUUGGACACUCGAUGGUGCUUAUAUCCUGGAGAAGAUGGCAGCCAAACAAGGGGACCACAGCUGGGCGCUUAUCAGCUGGAGGGAGAUCAUGGAAGCAGAGCAACAGAAAACACCAGCACCACCAAGUCCGUGGAACUUGGUUCCGAUGAGCGGGAAUGCUUUGCCACGUGCAGAAGACCGCGCCCGAACCCGAAGGACGAUAAGCAGCGAAGUCGUUACGGCUUUUGUCGAUGGGCUCGUCAACCAUAUGCGACUGGGAGUCGGAGCUCGUGGUGCUACACCAGAGAGCCUAGUAGCCUCUAUCAAGACCUUGAAGGACUUCUUAGAUAGGAACAACCUGAGUCUCGGUUCCUCAGCUUGGGAUUCCAUCAUGGUCCGGCUCAUCGAGUCCGGCGGCUUCGUACCAGAGAAGCGACCCGAGCUGCUCUUGCGCAUCUUCGAGCUGGCUCCAGGGUUCGGCACUGAGGUGGGCGCUGCCAACGCAUCUGCUUCUUCAAGUACCGAGGUACCCUACUUCUUUGAGCCAACCACUAUUCCACUCAGCAUGUUGCACCGGGCCAUGCGUGCUUUCAUCAAUAACGGUGACAUCCAGGGAGCAUUGACGACAUUGUCCAUGCUUCAACAACAUACAGAUGACAAUAAACAAAAGUCUGUACAGGAGUUCUUCGAAAUUCUUCGAAAUAGUCCGCAGUUACGACAAGACGAGCCGUUCACAAGCCAUCUUCCGCCGGUUGAAUUCCCAGCUUUCGAGAACAAGAUUCCCAUACCUCUCCUCGCGCGGUUGCUGGAUCUGGUUACCGAGUCGAAAAUGUACGACGUGGGCCGUUGGUUGCUGUUUUCCGAUGAUCUGGACGGUCCCAUUAUCGGUCGCGAGUUGCACAGUCAUCGCAGCAUGUCCGCAUCCGUUGUUCGCUUUGGCACAAUGGCUGGAGAGAACGAUCUCGUCUUGGAUGUGAUCAAAAGCGCUGGAACUUGGAACGAGAAGCACCAGCAGCAGCGUAUGCCGGCUGAAAUCUUGAUAGCCUUGCUAUGUUCUCAGAUCAAACUUCAGAACUGGGAAACCAUCAGAGGCAUGCAAAAGUAUGUGGAAGAGGCAUCUACGUUCAGGCCGCGACCUAUCAUCAUCUCAAGCUUUGUUGCAGAACUUCUUCGAACCUCAAAUGGUCCCCGCGAAGCAAAGACACGUGCUCAGAACUGCUUCACUGGACUGCUCUUUGCAUGGGAACAGAUGAUACUCAGCAACAUCCGCGAGGAAUUAUACUGCACACUGUCCAUACUAUCAACGGUAGAUGAUGAGUGGAAGGAUUACUGCGCGCGGUUCCUCUCAUUCUCAUCCCGUCAAGCGGUCAAUCUUUCCACAGAUGACUUCAACCGCGUACUAAGCGGUGUGCUCGACGGAUACGGCAGUGCCAAGGGCAAAGAGAUCGUCGAGAUAUGGUGUCACCAGUCACGCGAAGUUUUUUCGCCCUACAGAGCGCCUGGUGGAUUACCCACAAUGCCACGAUAUCGCGUCACCAAGAGCAAAGAAUACGAAGAUCGCCCAGAAGACAUUGAGAUUGUCCAGGAUGGUGGCGCCACGCUCAUCCUACAGGGGCGAAUCCACCCUAACCGACAGACGAUCUGGGCCAUCAUUCGGAAGGUCCAAAACGAGGUGGAGCUCGAGGAAGGACGUGGCAAGGGGUUAUCAAAGGCCACGCGUGCAGAACUGCACGAUACGCUCAGAUGGGCUGCGCAGAUGCUCUACAAUCUGGGCUUCGAUCACGAAGAUAUCAUUCGUGGUCUAGGCAAUCUCGCACCGCUUGCCAAGCUUGAGGCUCCUGCCUCGCCUAGAGAUAUCUUCAACAUCGAAGGCGCCGAGCCGGCACUGGGAGAGAACACGUGA
Molecule: messenger RNA, 2994 nt
Organism: Alternaria incomplexa
Lineage: Eukaryota; Fungi; Ascomycota; Dothideomycetes; Pleosporales; Pleosporaceae
Exons: 1
Coding region: 1-2994 (997 amino acids)
Source: RefSeq, a predicted model, not a curated record